This is a messenger RNA of Arctia plantaginis, 501 nucleotides long. The record is from the annotation of a GenBank genome assembly. Lineage: Eukaryota; Metazoa; Arthropoda; Insecta; Lepidoptera; Erebidae.
AUGUUUACAAACUUGAUACUCGUGUUGUUUUUGUGUUGGGGUGUUCAAAGUUUCCCGGAUGGGGCACCAAUUGACACAUGUGUUAAAGAUCGAGCUAAUCAACCAAAUCAUAGCCAACACAGAACACAACCCUUGUCCUCUUUACCGUACAGAGUGAUAGCUUCAUCCACAUAUUAUGAACCAAACUCGCCAGUUACAGUAACAAUAGAUGGCAGUGAACCAUUCAAGGGGUUCUUCCUACAAGCGAGAUCCUUUGAGAACAACAACUGGAUUGGAGCGUGGGAACCGGCGCCCAACACGACCAUACACCCGGAGUGUGCGUCUAUAACACACGCGGACCCGGAGUUCAAAUCACGGGCCACGCUUUUGUGGAGAGCACCACCAAAUGCACAUGGCAAGGUUUAUUUUACCGGCACGGUUCUCAAGAACUACGGAACGUUUUGGUCUAACCUCGUCGCUGAGGCACCACAGGAUCAAACGCAGCUUCAAAUACUUGGCUGA